CUAGUUCGCUUUGCUCAUUUUCUUUGGCGAUCCUGUGAGCCUUCGUUGACUCGGGACUUACAAGCUCAUUGCGCUUGUUGUAAUAAUCACAGCGCAAAAGCAACUCCGUGCAACCUCUUCCGCUCAUUUCCAUGCUGCCCUUACAUCACCACAACAAAGAAUAACACUUCAAGACUGGAAGGUGUCUUUGUUGGGGCCUUGUUCCUUCUGCAGCGGGACGCUGAACCGCGUAAAACAUUUGGUAGCGUUGUGCAAUUCUAGAACCAUAUAGUAGCGAUAGAGCGGCCAUGGCGCUAGCUACAGCUGGCAAGGAGGGCGGCCACGAUGCUGUCCGAGAGCACCUUGAAACGCUGUUCCUGGGGCAGCAGAACGCGCAUCUUCUCGAUGAUGUGAUUGUUGGUUUCGUAAACACAAACGAGUUCAAGCAGCGCCGAUACACGGUUCAGGAGCUCAUGACCUGCGCUCCAUCUUGGGGAAGGCCGAAGCACUUCAAGUUUGUGCAUGCUGAGAUUCCGUACCUGGCGACAGUGGACUUCUGGGAGGGAUCACAAGUCGACUUUGUCGUCAUCAGGCUCCCGAACAACGGCUUCACCUACAGAAACCUGCCGUGCAACCUGCCGUGCAUCAUGUCGACGGCGCCCGGUGCAGCGCCACUCCGGGCGCACGCGCACAGCGGACGGCACGAGGAGGAGGAGAUACAUCGGCACCGGCACGACGGCUGGGUCGAGCUUGACGGCACGCUGCUGAUGGAGUUCUUCCCGGGCCUCGCCAAGAGCCUCGGCGCCAAUUUCACCUCAAUCCUUUUCUUCUACAACUACAAGCAUCAGCGCAUCGACAUGCAGCUGUUCACGGACGACUCCUGCGCUCCGGGACUGAUGCUCACCUUCGAGCUUGGGUACCCGUAUGUGGAUGACCAGUGCCAGCGGCGGCCCCUGCGGCGCCUGUAGCUGCUACAAGCCCUCGGCCUGGCACGCGAACACGGUAGCCAUGUCGUCGCCCACGGGGGCUUCCGAGACAGUGGCAGCAGCGGUGGCAAUGCAGCAGGCUGUGUGGAGGCGCUCUGCGACUGCCUUUUUGCACGCGUCCGCCAGGCAUGCCAUCCGCUGCGCACGCCGUGGUGUGAGGUGGGGCGGCAAGCCGCUGUGGAGGCCACGGUCGCAAGGCAGGCGGCGGGUGGGCAGGGCACCGUGGGGGUUCUAGCAGGUCACACCAGCAGAGGAAGCAGCAUACGGCUGAGAGGCUGCGGCAGGUGCCUCUUUUGCACGAGUACCCCCUGUGGCCAUGUGGCGGCAGGCGGUGACCACCCGCUAUUGGCUAUCUGCGCGUGGGGCGGGGACACGCCGGGCGAGUGAGAGGCUGCAAGCCGUAGCCAUAACGGAGGAGGCAGUUGUGGUUAAGCUUGCCGCACAGCCGUAAACCUGUUGUUGACCAGACGUUGCAUGAGUCACAGCCAGCUGGAGACAGACUGGCGCUCGUCAAAGUUGUGUCGGCACCGUCCUUUCGUCUGUUUUGGCCCUCUGGGCAAAACCGCACACGCAUGUGUAACGCACCGGGCUC
This is a messenger RNA of Chlamydomonas reinhardtii, 1557 nucleotides long. RefSeq lists its product as uncharacterized. The record is from RefSeq and is a predicted model, not a curated record. Lineage: Eukaryota; Viridiplantae; Chlorophyta; Chlorophyceae; Chlamydomonadales; Chlamydomonadaceae. The transcript has 2 exons. The coding region runs from base 288 to 947 and encodes 219 amino acids.